Molecule: messenger RNA, 469 nt
Organism: Pyrgilauda ruficollis (rufous-necked snowfinch)
Lineage: Eukaryota; Metazoa; Chordata; Aves; Passeriformes; Passeridae
Product: probable G-protein coupled receptor 19
Exons: 1
Biological process (GO): G protein-coupled receptor signaling pathway
Cellular component (GO): plasma membrane
Molecular function (GO): G protein-coupled receptor activity
Source: RefSeq, a predicted model, not a curated record
AUGGAUAACAGCAGUGGUCCUGUUCUUCUCCUUACCUUGCUCCUGCUGCAGAACACGAGCAGCCCCAAAGCCUCCUCCCCUCCUGCUGGCUACGAGAUGGCAGAACCUCCAGCCCCAUGCACCGGCCCCAGCAGGAACCACUCUCUGGUAGAGUACGGGCUGAGGCCGGGGGAAAUCACAGCUGCCAGCGUGGUUUGGGGAGUGCUGUGGCUGAUCUCUGUCUUGGGAAACUUCCUUGUUUGCUUAGUGAUCCACAGGAGCAGGAGGACACAGUCCACCACCAACUACUUUGUGGUGUCCAUGGCCUGUGCCGACCUGGUGAGCAGCGUGGGGAGCGCGCCCUUCCUGCUGCUGCAGCUGAGCUCCGGGCGGUGGAUGCUGGGCAGCGGCGUGUGCCGGCUGGUCAGGUACAUCCAGUACCUCACGCCCGGGGUCCAGAUCUACGUGCUCCUCGCCAUCAGCGUGGAUC